AUGCCUAUUAUACGGAUAACGGCUCUAGGCGUCUGGGGGGUGUGUCACGAGAUAUGGAUGUGGUUAAUGCUGCCCACAUUGAGUGGGCCCGCUUUUUGUGACAGAAGACCUGACCCUUGGCCCAUCCACGCGUCGCUCUGCUGCCCAGCAUAUCUGACGAUGGCAGAAGUCAGAACAACAGCGAUUGGUACGAUGGCGAUUGAGGCGGGUGCAAUCAAAAGUAAAAGGAAGCUUAAAGCGAUGUGGCUAACCAGGUUAGCCACUGGGCGGAUGUGUCCAUGUGAGACCACUGCUCUAGCCUGGAGCUGGUGUCGACGAUGA
Molecule: messenger RNA, 321 nt
Organism: Colletotrichum lupini
Lineage: Eukaryota; Fungi; Ascomycota; Sordariomycetes; Glomerellales; Glomerellaceae
Exons: 1
Coding region: 1-321 (106 amino acids)
Source: RefSeq, a predicted model, not a curated record